AUGCUAGAGAUGAGGAAGCAAGAAGAUCCUACCAUUGUGAGUGCCGAUGACCCACUAAUGGAUGAUGAAGAAUUCAGGAGUCGAGCCUUUCAGCGGCCAUACCAGUAUCUCACUCGGUUUUAUAACCACAUCGAUCUUGGUGUGUUCACAUAUCAGGGAGUUGAAGGGUCACAUGUGGAAUGUCUUCAGAUGUUUCUUAUGUACUGUGGCAUCAUGGACCCAUCCUGGGCAGAACUGAGAAAUUUUGCAUGGUUUCUUAACCUUCAGCUGCAAGACUGUGAGACUUCUGUUUUUUGUGAUGCUACUUUCACUGGAGAUACACUUGCUGGAUUCAAAACCUUUGUAGUGGAUUUCAUGAUUAUGAUGGCAAAGGACUUUGCCACUCCAUCACUCAGCAUCUCUGAUCAGAGUCCUGGAAGGAUGCAGAUGGACCUGACCGGUGUCCGAGAUGAAGAUUUGGCUCCUUUUUUGAUUAGGAAGAGAUGGGAAACAGAACCACAUCCAUACAUUUUCUUUAAUGAUGACCAUGUAUCCAUGACCUUCAUUGGUUUCCAUCUUCAGCCCAAUGAACAGAACUUUGUUGAUGCCAUUGAGCCUACCUCUCGAAGGGUGAUAAAAAAGAAUGUGAUGACAAGGGCACUGUAUGAAGGCCUACAGCUACAGAGAGUCCCUUUCAACAUUGACUUUGAUCACCUUCCAAGAGGGGAGAAAAUAGAGAGAAUCUGUAAUGUUCUUGGUAUCCAGUGGCCUCUCGACCCUGAUGAAACCUAUGAACUUACAACUGACAACAUACUGAAGAUGUUGGCAAUUCAUAUGCGGUUCAGGUGUGGUAUCCCAGUCAUUAUCAUGGGUGAGACAGGGUGUGGUAAAACACGGCUAAUCAAAUUCCUUUGUGAGUUGCGGAGGAGUGGAGUGGCCACUGAAAACAUGAAACUGGUCAAGGUGCAUGGAGGGACAACUUCAGAGAUGAUUUACACCAAAGUCAGAGAAGCAGAAGACAUUGCUUAUAUCAACAAGCAAGACUAUGGAUUUGACUCUGUUCUGUUCUUUGAUGAGGCCAACACUACUGAGGCCAUCGGCAGUAUUAAGGAGAUCCUCUGUGACAAGACAGUCAAGGGAGAAAGUUUGACACCCAACUGUGGACUGCAGAUUAUUGCAGCAUGCAACCCUUACAGAAAGCACACAGAUGAGAUGAUUCAGAGGUUAGAAUCUGCUGGCCUUGGGUACAGAGUUCGAGCUGAAGAGACGGAUGAAAAGCUUGGGUCUAUUCCUCUCCGACAGUUAGUGUAUAGAGUUCAAGCAUUGCCACCAAGCAUGAUUCCUCUGGUUUGGGAUUUUGGACAGUUAAAUGAUCAUGCAGAGAAAAUAUAUAUUCAACAGAUUGUGCAAAGAGUGGUUGACAACAAAGCAAUCAGUGAAAGUUUCGUUAAGUGUAUCACUGAUGUCCUUUCAGCCUCACAGAUGUAUAUGCGGACAAGAAAGGAUGAAUGCAGCUUUGUCAGCCUGAGAGAUGUGGAACGCUGUAUGCAGGCUCUGGUUUGGUUCUAUGACAAUCAUGCCACAUUUUUUGCAGAGCUGGAAGAAUUUGAGAGUAAACAACAUGCUGAUCAAAAUGAAAGGCAUCAGAGGCAGUCUGAGGUCAGACACCCUGUUUUUUGGUCUCUAGUCAUGGCCAUAGGGGUGUGCUACCAUGCCUGCCUAGAAAAUAAGGAUAAAUACAGACAGAAAAUCAGCAGAAAGCUGCCAACACCAUACAGCCCAGCAAAGAUAAUGCAGGAAAUCUCACUCAUGCAGGAUUUACUUUUGAGCGGUGUGCCAAUGGGAGAUACUAUUGCAAGAAAUAUUGCCCUCAAAGAAAAUGUCUUCAUGAUGGUUCUUUGCAUUGAGUUAAGAAUCCCUCUCUUCUUAGUUGGAAAACCUGGAAGUUCAAAGUCUCUGUCUAAAACUCUGGUGGCAGAUGCAAUGCAAGGUCAAGCUGCUCAUUCUGACCUUUACAAAAGGCUGAAACAGAUCCAUUUGGUGUCGUUCCAGUGUAGCCCUCACUCAACACCAGAAGGUAUCAUCAAUACAUUCAAACAAUGUGGACGCUUCCAGGAAGGAAAGAAUCUGAAUGAGUACAUUUCAGUUGUGGUUCUUGAUGAGAUUGGGCUGGCUGAGGACUCUCCAAAGAUGCCACUGAAAACCCUUCAUCCACUGCUAGAAGAAGGAUGCAUUGAUGAUGAGCCAUUACCACACAAAAAGGUUGGCUUCAUUGGCAUCUCCAACUGGGCUUUAGACCCUGCAAAGAUGAACAGAGGCAUUUUUGUCUCCCGUGGUGACCCUGAUGAGAAGGAACUCAUUGAAAGUGCUAAAGGCAUAUGCUCAUCUGAUAGGAUGGUUUUGGAGAAGGUGAGGGAUUUCUUCCAGCCCUUUGCAAGGGCCUACUUGAACAUCUGCCGCAAGCAAGGCAAGGGGUUUUUUGGCCUACGUGACUAUUACAGCUUGAUCAAGAUGAUUUUUGCAGUGGCCAAAGCUUCUCAACGGAAACCCACAGCAGAGGAAACUGUGAAGGCAGUGUUAAGAAAUUUCAGUGGCAAGGAUGAUGUGGAUGCAGUUACUGUCUUUACAAACAGA
Molecule: messenger RNA, 2613 nt
Organism: Monopterus albus (swamp eel)
Lineage: Eukaryota; Metazoa; Chordata; Actinopteri; Synbranchiformes; Synbranchidae
Product: E3 ubiquitin-protein ligase rnf213-alpha
Exons: 1
Biological process (GO): ubiquitin-dependent protein catabolic process; negative regulation of non-canonical Wnt signaling pathway; sprouting angiogenesis
Cellular component (GO): nucleolus; membrane; cytosol
Molecular function (GO): ubiquitin-protein transferase activity; ATP hydrolysis activity
Source: RefSeq, a predicted model, not a curated record